Molecule: messenger RNA, 291 nt
Organism: Penicillium angulare
Lineage: Eukaryota; Fungi; Ascomycota; Eurotiomycetes; Eurotiales; Aspergillaceae
Product: Zn(II)2Cys6 transcription factor domain-containing protein
Exons: 1
Coding region: 1-291 (96 amino acids)
Biological process (GO): regulation of DNA-templated transcription
Molecular function (GO): DNA-binding transcription factor activity, RNA polymerase II-specific; zinc ion binding
Source: RefSeq, a predicted model, not a curated record
AUGACUCUCAUUUCAACUCGUCGCAAAACUAACCCUCUUUCUGGCAUCGUCAACGUCAUCAUGGUUAACCGAGGACGUUCCAAAGGCUUUGUUACCUGCAAACAACGACGCGUCAAAUGCGACGAGGCGAAGCCUGAAUGCUGGCAUUGUCAGCGCCUUGGACUCCGCUGCGAAGGCUACCAAACGAAUUAUUGCAACCAAAAGUUCAGAGACCAGACCCACAAGUUCUUCAAUUCAGUUGUUCAGGGCCGGGAUUGCUUGCCUAGCCCUAGGGAUCCGAAAGGAAUAUGA